UCAUUGUAUACCAUCAAGCAGAUACAUGUUGUUGUUGUUUCUCGAUCAAGUGCAAAUAUAUUUAUUAGACAGUGUAAGAUGAGUGAAGAAGGACUUAUAGUGAAGUACUUAUGCCAACGAUAAUGUGUCAGUUAUGAAUGCUGUGAAGCCAUGGUUUAAACUACAACAGACACGGUACCUGCUUACAAUAAUAGAAUUUGGGAUCUUAAAUCCACAGUGCGGUCAUAAUUUCCACGGCCCGACUUUACGCCCGUUCUACCAAGCACACGGUUACUUCACAGCAAAAACAUUUCAACGAUAUCAGAUAAACGUACAAAGACAGUGGAUGGAUUAUUAAUUAUCUUUAAAAUCAACAUAAUCUUGAUCUUUCGAGUAGUAAAUAAAUGGGCAAUAAGUUUUCACAAAGCUAUUGUGAUUGUUGAAACAACGCAGGCAGCCGAGCGAGAAGUUACCGUCUAGGUCGACGAUUCACAUAAAGAUAAGACAGAAGGGACAGAUAAACACUCUAAGGAUCAGGCUAAUGAGGACGUGCUAGCUAAAAGCAGGUUGACUGGUUAUUGUUGGAGAUUGGGGAAUGGCGAAAAGUGGGUUUCUCAAAGUUAAUAAUGGACAAUAAAAGGCAGGAAGUUGUUAAUGGGUCAAACUGGAUUUUAUGCUCAAUAAGGUCGUUAUACUGGUGAAAAGACGGAUUUAAUUCGGGUAUGCCUGAAUCAUGGACGGGAAUAAAGUAUUUGGAUGUUUACGGUGAACGUCUACUUAGUAUUGUGUGCAACGGAUUUUAGGAAGGACUACUUAGUAUUGUGUGCAACGGAUUUUAGGAAGGACAGUUUGAGUCAGUUUCAGCCGAUCCUAGAAAGCUGCAUAGUAUUUCACAGUUAUACGUAACCAGGUGAUGCCACUGUAGAAAAAAGCCAAGGACUGCAACAGCUAAGGAAUAUGGCGUAACCGUGCAUGUUUCGUUUGACGAACUCUUCAAUGUGUAGCCAUGAUCUAGCGUUCAUCGACUACAGCUAUGUGCCAUGCGCCUUAGAGCCGUCAGAGGUGAACCCUCGCUCCGAUCAUGGGAACCGUGUACCUAAUAGCCAGUUCCGGUUUCCUCUUAGUGGAAACCAUACUACAACUCUGUGUCGUAGGAACGCAUAGUAGCGGCUCGGGGGCAUUGUUCGUGGUCCUCCUGGCGCUUGUAAUGGCGCCAUUGAUUGUUAUUAACUUUGUGUCAGCCAUCCAGGUGACUCGGACUAAAGAUUUCACGGGCAAAAGUUGCGGCCGUUCCGUGUGCAUAGGGUUCCAUUCUGUACAGUUUGGGAUACUAUGGCGGGCAUUGAAACUUUUAAUACUUUACGACGAAGCCGACUGGCUGGAUUUUCUUAAUAUGCGUUUGUUUCAAUGCGGUUUCCAAAGCCUUCCAUUUUGUAUUGUUCUCGGGUACAGCAUGUUUGUCACUGAAACAAAGUCUGCCCUUGAUAUCAUCGCCAUUUUGAUAUCAACGAUCUCAGCAGCCGUUGCCCUGGUUACGUUUCGAACUGGCACAAAAGUGUAUGAAUCCCUAGAAUACGAAGAACGAAUCAAGAGGAUACGUUUACGUGUAGGAAUGAUCGUGUUGACGUUAAGUACAUGGUUGACGGUAGUAGCAAGAUGUGUUUCAAUUAUUUUAUUCUCAGUGUCACUUACAUACUGGAUAUUUAUACCUCUAGGAGUACAUUUCUUCAUUCAUUUGCUCAUAGAAUCAUGCAACAUUACUUGCUCAGAAGAGGGAACGUUGUCGAAAGUGGUCACUGCCGUUUAUAUUGCGUUCGUGAACGUCUUUGACUUGGUAGGAAAGGAAUAUUCCGGUGUAAAGUGUUCAUAUGUGUUAUACUAUUCCGUAAUGCUAAUUGAAAACUUAGGCCUAAGUUUCUACUGGAUGUUAACCGCGAACGAAGAAUACGGGGACCAGUUCAAGCUUAUGUUGGUGCUAGCAGUUAUUUUGUGCUUUGUGUUCGGACUUAUUUUAAAGUUUGCCAGUUGUGGAUGUAUUUAUAACAUAGAGUCAGAUAUUCUGAGUGACGCAUUUAACAAUCCUGAACUUAAGGAUGAUAAGCCUUUACAUAAAGCGGACCAGCAGCUGAAUAAUACCAUAGAAGUCAUAGCAGACGUCAAUGAUCAAGCGCUUUAUGAGCACGAACUUCCGGGUAACUCAGACGCUCAUUUAAAUGCAAUUGCAUUAACAGUAGAUUCGUCACCGCUACCAGUGAUUGCUAAUAGACGACAGAAACGUCCAACACUGAGCAGCUCAACAAGCUCUUCAAUGACCCCGAGCAAGACAGUUGGAGAGUAUGAAAACCAAGCGUUUGUGCGAUCCCAGGGUAAUGUGUCAUUGAGCUCACAACACACUGUAAAAAGCCAUAAACUUUCGCAUGGAAGUAGCCAACAUCACAGUGCCAACAACAGUCAAGAACUCUCGUUCAAGAGCAGCAAAAGUGGUAGUAAAGGUCGUUCUAGUAAAAAGAAAAGUGAAGACGAGUGUUCUCGUGAAAGAGUAAAACCAAGCCUCCCUGUGAUACUGACUAAUUCAAAAGAACAAUUGCCGGAUUUUAAACAUAACCGCAUAGCAAAGGUGAAACCCACCAUCAUAAUAUCGGACACCAGCAAACAUGACACAUUACCUAAACAAAACAAUAAACAUCAUCCCGGGGUUAAAGAGAGUAACUUGACUUUGGAUUCAUCUCAUAGUAAAUAUAGUAGAAACACACAUACCAUGAACGGAAGUGAAAGGUAUUAUGGGUACAAUGGAUUUGAGGACCCGUACAGAGAAAGAAGGCAGCUAACCAGAAAACCUCAAAACAGAGUUCAUCAUAACCGCCAGUAUCAACAACACCAACAUCAUCCCCACCACCAACAACAACAGCAACAUCACCAUCAUCAUCAACAACAACACCAACACCAUCGCCAUAAUCGUAACAUGGAUUAUUCACUAGACUCAUCAGAACUGUAUCCUUCCAUGACGUCAGACACAUCAAGCGUUUCCACAUACACGGAUAUGAACGCGCGGAACCGGCGAAGAUCUCAACAAAGAAACGCUCGGCGCAUGCACAAUUAUGACUCGCGUGACGGUUACUCAACGGAUGUGUCUAAUUCGGAUUACCUCAGUUUUAACGAUUACUCCAUGGAAGAUUCCAGCUCGUGGACAGGAUCCACCGAAUCCUCCUCCUCAGACGGAGCCGCCACCUGGCCACCUUCUCAAUCGGGAAACCUGCUGAAGAUGUACAACAUACCGGAUAGGGAAUCUUCCACCGACAAUAUCAUCCACUGGCUGGAGGCCAUGGAACACGAGUACAGCGAGCAGCAUGAUGCCUCGUUCUCUACGUUGCACGAGCGGUCCCUCGUCAGCGACACGGACAUCAGUCUCAGCGCCAUGAAGGAUUUCGAAGUAAAGAAAGAGAAGAAGAAAUUCCGGAGGCUCAUGUCCAAGCCAAAAGGACUGCUGCUCAAGUUCUCUAGUUUGAAUUAUAAAGGGAAAGACAAGAAACAUCAAGAAAGACCGUACCCAUUGAAGAAAACCAACGCCUUACAUGAAGAUGAGCGACGUCAUCAAAAACGUGUACAUGUGAACGUGGGGUUCGAGUCGGCGCCGGAAGUUGUAGCUCGUCCACCGUCCACUGUGCCUCUUCCAGUUGAUAACGUUCAAGAGUCUAUUGUUUGAACGUGAUUUUGUUGUACCUAUAUCAAUGCAAUGCGAAGUAUAGCUGAUUUACUGUAUUGCAACAUUGAUUUUGUCCUUUACAAAUUGUUUUGCUUUAGCUAUAACUAUCACGAAAAAUUGAAAUAAAUGUUAUCACGUAAGGAAAUAAUUUGUGAAAACUAACAGCAGAAAACGAAUAAGUUUGGUUAAAUGAUAAAUUAUUAAGAUUUUUUUCUCGUUGUCAAUAUAACAACGAGAGAUCUCAUGAGUCCAAGCGAAAUUGAUGUCCAUUUAUGUUUGCUCUGCCAGAGUUUUCAGAUAACUGUUGAUCAAUGUAAGACGAUAAUUUUGUCUUAAUUCUUACAAAAUCUGUAAGAUGAUUAAUCAAUGAACACUGAAUAUUUGCAUUUCUGUGUCAAGUUGGUGCUGUGUGAGUUAGAACAUGUCUGAAGUUUUGUUAUAUGAUUUGCUCAUGUUCUUUGAAAAAUAGAAAAUAUGAAAUCCUA
This is a messenger RNA of Mya arenaria, 4167 nucleotides long. RefSeq lists its product as uncharacterized. Gene Ontology annotation, biological process: phosphatidylserine exposure on apoptotic cell surface; apoptotic process involved in development; engulfment of apoptotic cell. The transcript is spliced from 3 exons. Gene Ontology annotation, cellular component: plasma membrane. The record is from RefSeq and is a predicted model, not a curated record. The coding region runs from base 1061 to 3682 and encodes 873 amino acids. NCBI's taxonomy places the organism in Eukaryota, Metazoa, Mollusca, Bivalvia, Myida, Myidae.